AUGGCUUCUCUCAUUCGGCGCGAAUCUGUCGAUGAAAAGUCCGCCUCCCCGGUUCAGGAGAAGCAGGCUUUUGAGGCUAGUGUCCAGCCAGUUUUCGAAUCUGCUUAUGAUAAGAGUCAAAUUGACGGUGAUGGAGCCCUUGAGCUCGUGGGGUUUGAGAGGACCCAGGAGUUCAGCGAUGAGUACAAUCGCAAGCUGCUGAGAAAAUUGGAUUUCAUUAUCCCUCCGAUUUGUGCGGCGGUGUAUUUCACACAGUUCCUGGAUAAGACCUCUCUUAAUUAUGCAAGUAUCAUGGGUCUGCCUAUCAAGGGACAGGACUAUAACCUAAUAUCUCUCGCGUUUUAUGCCGGUAUAUUACAAAAUUUUUAUCUGGUUUCUCUGUAUAAUUGGGAUUCUGCAGGAUUCUUGGUUUGGGAAUUCCCUAGUGUCUAUAUUUCCCAGAAGUUUCCGGUAGCAAAAUUCUUAGGAAUCAAUGUUUUGCUCUGGGGUGCUGUUGUCAUGCUUCACGCGGUCGCAAAAACAUUCAGCCAAUUCUUUGCUCUGCGUUUCUUGCUUGGAAUGUGCGAGUCUUGUGUCUCCCCCAUCUUGGUCCUCAUCAUCUCAAUGUUCUACAAGAAAGAGGAGCAGGGUAAACGAGUUGCGGCAUUCUACAACGGACUCACGCAGAUCUUCGGUGGCUGUGUCGCGUACGGCGUGGCGCACACACACGACCCGAACCUCGUCUCAUACAAAAUCAUAUAUAUCCUGCUUGGGGGUCUUGCCAUUAUCGUGGGGGUCGUCGUGCUUCUCUUCCUCCCCGAUUCGCCCGUUCACGCACGGCUACUUACCAAGGAGGAGCGAAUAGCCGCAUUGGAGCGCGUGCGUGACGGUCAAGUGGGUACGGAGAACAAGCAUUGGAAGAAGGACCAGAUUUUCGAGGCGCUGAUGGAUGUCCGUACAUGGCUCAUCAUCUUGACGGUCAUGUUGACGAGUAUUCCUUCCGGUGGUCUUACCAAUUUCAGUAACCAAAUCAUUGAGAGCUUCGGCUACAGCACAGAGCAGACCCUGAUUUUGAGUACACCCGGAGGGGCAAUCUUCGCGUGUAUGAUUGUAUUUUGUGGAUGGUACUCAGACCGAAAGAAUGACCGCAUGGUACCAAUCGUCAUCUGUCUAAUCCCCACAAUUGUUGGAGCGGCCAUGCUCAUUGGUCUCAACGGCAGAGCGGAUGAGAAAGGUGCUCUCUUGUUUGGAAUUUAUCUCACCUCUACUUUCGGAAGCGCACUUUCGUCUGUGUAUGCGUACAAUGCCAGUAAUACGAGUGGUCACACAAAAAAGAACACCAUUAAUUCUCUUACAAUGGUUGCAUUCGGCGUGGGCAAUAUCCUCGGUACAGAGAUCUUCCAACCGGCAGAUGCACCUGCGUAUAUUCCCGGGAAGAUCGCAAUCAUGGUCCUACUUACAACGCAGCUCUUUCUCUCGUUCCUGAUACGAUGGAUAAAUCAGAGGCUAAAUUCUAAACGCCUAGUCGCCCUUGCAGAAGCAAAGGCUAGGAACGGAUGGACAGACGAAGACGUGCAAAAGGAGCGGGAGCGUCACGCGUUCUUGGAUCUAACUGACAAGCAGAACCUGUUCUUUGUUUACACUACGUAA
Messenger RNA from Fibroporia radiculosa, 1629 nucleotides. RefSeq lists its product as uncharacterized. The record is from RefSeq and is a predicted model, not a curated record. NCBI's taxonomy places the organism in Eukaryota, Fungi, Basidiomycota, Agaricomycetes, Polyporales, Fibroporiaceae. The coding region runs from base 1 to 1629 and encodes 542 amino acids. The transcript has 15 exons. Gene Ontology annotation, cellular component: membrane. Gene Ontology annotation, biological process: transmembrane transport. Gene Ontology annotation, molecular function: transmembrane transporter activity.